Messenger RNA from Varanus komodoensis (Komodo dragon), 2441 nucleotides. It is a transcript of the gene SLC60A1, whose product is annotated as major facilitator superfamily domain containing 4A. The transcript has 10 exons. Bases 1 to 1533 code for a protein of 510 amino acids. NCBI's taxonomy places the organism in Eukaryota, Metazoa, Chordata, Lepidosauria, Squamata, Varanidae. The record is from RefSeq and is a predicted model, not a curated record.
AUGUUGUGGUGGGAUGCGAGGGUGACGACGCUCUUCAAGCGAAACCUGCAGCCCACGCUCACCUACUGGAGCGUCUUCUUCAGCUUCGGCCUGUGCAUCGCCUUCCUGGGGCCCACCCUGCUGGACCUGCGCUGCCAGACCCAGAGCUCGCUCUCGCAGAUCACCUGGGUCUUCUUCUCGCAACAGUUCUGCCUUCUGAUCGGCAGCUGCUUGGGAGGCAUUUUCAAGAGAACGUUGGCUCAGUCUCUGCUUGCUCUCUUUGCGUCCUCACUUGCGAUCUCUGUUGUUUUUGCCAUCAUUCCUGUCUGCCACAAUGUGGUGGUGCUUGCAGUGGUCAUGGCUGUGGCUGGCCUGGCCAUGGGCUGCAUCGACACACUUUCCAAUAUGCAGCUGGUGAAGAUUUAUCAGAAGGAUUCAGCAGUCUUCCUGCAGGCCCUUCAUUUCUUUGUGGGCUUUGGAGCCCUGCUGAGUCCUCUCAUAGCUGACCCUUUUCUGUCUGAUACCAACUGCAUCCUGGCCAAUGGCACAACCAACAGCAACAGUAACCUUCCUCACAUCCGAAAGUCUCUGGUCCCCCAUCACCUUGGGAACCUGUCGCAUUAUGAUCUGCCCACGAAAGGGCUGGUGGUGACCCGAGUGUCUUACGCCUUCUGGAUUAUGGCUUUGAUCAAUCUGCCUGUCCCCAUUGCAGUGUUCCUUUUGCUCUACAAGGAAAGGCUCGUGCCGUGCUGUCAGCACAGCAGUCCCCCGCUGCUGCCUGCAGAUGAGCUGGCACUGGAAACCAGGAUAGCUGACAAGGACGAUUCCUCAACUUCCUCACCAAAAAUCCAGCCAGAAACAGGACAUGACGACCUCUUCGGUUGCUGCCAAAGCAAAAACUUCAGAGGAGCUCCCUGCUCUUACUUUGCUGUCCAUGUGACUGGAGCCCUUCUCCUCUUCAUGACAGAUGGGAUCCUGGGCGAGUACUCUGGUUUUGUGUACAGCUAUGCUGUGGAGGAACCACUCUCAGUGGGACAUAAGGUGGCUGGUUAUCUGCCCAGCCUCUUCUGGGGGUUCAUCACACUGGGCAGACUUAUCUCCAUCCCUGUGUCAUACCGAAUGAAGCCAGCAACUAUGGUUUUCAUCAAUGUGGUUGGAGUGCUUAUAACAUUCUUCCUGCUCCUGAUCUUUUCCUACAGUGUUCUCUUUCUGUUUGUGGGGACUGCUUCUCUCGGCUUAUUCCUCAGCAGCACUUUCCCUAGUGUGCUUGCCUACACCGAAGACAUCCUUCAAUACAAAGGCUGUGCCACUACUGUGUUGGUGACAGGCGCGGGAGUUGGAGAGAUGGUCCUUCAGUUACUGGUGGGAUCAAUCAUUCAUGAUCAGGGCAGUUACAGUUUCCUGGUCUGCGGAACCAUCUUCGGAGCCUUGGCCUUUACUUUCUACAUCUUCCUUCUGUUAUUCCACAGGAUGCACCCCCAGCCCCAAUCAGAUGUGGAUCUCUCACCCGACAAGCCACCACCAAUAGGAGAACCAGGGCUUUAUCAGAGCUAAAGGAAGCAGCAAAUUUUUAUUUGGAUUAAGCACAUGGUCCCUCCUACUGAACGAUUUGCACUCACCACCUGGUUUAAAACUACCUGAAUUUUCUAUGAUCAGACUUGUUAGUUACAACCUGUUCCUAUUAACAAAUUAUCCAUUGUUACCAGAGGAAGUUCACUGCAGCAAGAACUAAGUGAUGAACUGCAGAAUCCUAGAAGGGCUGAAAAUUUUGAUAUAUGGAAGUUUAACUCGUCCGAUUAAACUCCUAGAUCAGUUCAGGGGCACAGGUGGUGAAAACAUGUAUUGAUGUAUUUUACAGGCAAGGGGGUGGGAGGUCUCCUUAAGUUUUCUAUUCACUACAACCAGGAAGCAUCGCUAGGUAUUAGCGGGCAUGUCCUCCUAAGCUGCAGCCCCUUGGCUGCAGCACAGUAAAAGAAACAUGUUCCCUGGCACUAUGUACAGCCAUCCAGAUUUUUUAAAAACUGCAUCUAUUCACCACCUGGAUUCUAGUAUUCAAGUCUUGUGUGUUGCCUAGAUGGGAUUUCAUGAUGUUCACCAGGUGAUGGGGUAGGCCACCUAAUGACGCUCAGCUGACCCAGGAUUGUUGGCCUUACGAAAUUUGCACAGUAGGCAGUAUGAGUGAGUUGUAGGCUACUUUAGGUGCCGGAACAGCCAAACUCCUGAAACAUGGAAGUUCUGAAGUACACUAAGCCAAGUGUCAAGUCUCUUCCCUUUGUGCAAUAUUAUAAUAGGUGCCUUCUGUGAGCAGAACCCGAGAGGUACUGACGAUCCAGACUGUAGCAGCCAUUUUCAUGCCUGCUACAAAUGAAGGUAUCAAGAUCAUUUAAGACACAGCUUUAGCAGAACUGAGCUGGUUGUGUUGCAAAAUGCUGUCCCGUGACAUACAUGUGUAUGUAUAUAAA